Molecule: messenger RNA, 1638 nt
Organism: Lindgomyces ingoldianus
Lineage: Eukaryota; Fungi; Ascomycota; Dothideomycetes; Pleosporales; Lindgomycetaceae
Product: MFS general substrate transporter
Exons: 7
Coding region: 1-1638 (545 amino acids)
Biological process (GO): transmembrane transport
Cellular component (GO): membrane
Molecular function (GO): sulfate transmembrane transporter activity
Source: RefSeq, a predicted model, not a curated record
AUGGAGUCGUCAUCUGUGGACUUGCCUAAAUUGAGCGAGAAACCUAAGAUUGCGUACAUUGAGACGAUCGAAAGAAUUGAGACGGCUGAUACACGAUGCCGAGGACCAAAUACGUUUCUCUCACAGGAUUUGAAGGUCUCCGCCAAUGAGCCAACCGAAGAAUAUGAAGGUCGGCACCGUUACGAUCCAAACUUCCAUUGGGAAGCUCUGGAAGAGAAAAAGAUUGUGCGAAAGCUUGACAAAAGGGUUUGCGUAUGGACCUGCCUCGCUUUCUUCUGCCUUCUUCUCGACCGCAGCAACACAAGCCAGGCCAUUGCGGACAACCUACUAGACGACUUGAAGAUGAACACGAAUGACUAUAAUUUCGGUUCAACGCUCUUUAAUAUCACCUUUCUCAUCGCAGAGAUUCCAAUGCAGUUGCUCGCUAAGAAAAUCGGGCCCGACCGAUGGCUACCAGUCCAAAUGGUGGCGUGGAGCAUCGUCGCCAGCUGUCAAGCAUUCCUAAAAAAUCGGACUGGUUACUUGAUCUGUCGCUCUCUACUCGGUAUCACAGAAGCUGGGUUUAUUCCAGAAAAUGUAUUGUAUUUGAGUUACUUUUAUACCGGCGCUGAAAUGGCGUACCGCAUGACGUUUUUCUGGAUUGCAUUUCAAGCCUCCCAGGUCAUUUCCGCUUUAAUGGCCUUCGGUAUUCUCCACUUGAGGGGUGUGGCUGGCCUUCCCGGAUGGCGAUGGCUCUUUGGCCUCGAAGGUUGCAUCACUGGAAUAAUCGGCGUGAUUGCAAUCUUCUUCUAUCCAACUUCUCCCACACAGCCAUCCAUAUACGCUAAGCUACGAGGUCCAAAGUCCUGGUUUACUGAAAAUGAAGAGAAGGUUAUGGUCAACCGGAUACUCCGCGAUGAUCCAGCCAAAGGAGCUAUGCAUAACCGAGAACAUAUCUCAUUUAAAAUGAUGUGGAAAGCCACCACAGACUGGCACAUGGUUCCAAUGUACAUCCUAUCCCUUACAUGGACGGUACCUUUCUUGCCAAUGACCAUGUACAUGACGCUAACCUUGCGCGGCCUUGGCUUCACAACCUUCCAGACCAGCCUAAUGUCCAUCCCUGGUGCCACUCUUGUCGGCCUGCAACUUUUCUUCUGGGCUUGGGUAUCACGGAAAACAGGCCAAACUCUCCUCCUCGGCGUCAUUGGUCAGCUGUGGGCAAUUCCAUUCCUUCUUACGCUGCUCUUCCUGCCACGACAUCCUAAUCCUUGGGUCAAGUGGGUCAUAUGUUUGCUUCUCGUCGGUUACCCUAAUAUCCUGGGUAUCAUGGUGUCGCUUGUGAGUCGGAAUGCUGGAUCCGUACGUACGAGGGCUUUGGCAGCUACAGUGUUUAACAUGGGUGUUCACGGAGCGUCGAUUAUUGGAUUUAAUAUUUACCGGAAUGAUGACAAGCCAGCUUACCACCGAGGCAACAAAGUACUCCUUGGCUUCGUGUGCUUAAAUAUUCUCAUGUUCAUUAGCGCUAAGAUGUUGUACAAGUGGGAGAACGCCCGCCGCGACAAGAUAUGGAAUGCGAUGACCGAUGACGAGAAGAUUGAAUACCUGACCAAUACGACUGAUGAGGGGAACAAGAGGCUGGACUUCCGCUUCGACCAUUAG